CGCCUGACCGUGGAGGGUCACCCGGGGCUGUGCCCCCCCGUGGAAUCGGGCCACAGGUCCCUGCCACCCUCCCCUCGGCAGCGCCACGCCGCUCACACCCCUCCGCGGACCCCCAACAUCGUCACCACCGUCACCCCGCCGGGCACCCCGCCCCUCCGCAGGAGGAACAAGCUGAAACCCCCCGGGACCCCUCCGCCCUCCUCACGAAAACUGAUCCACCUCAUCCCCGGCUUCACUGCCCUGCACCGGAGCAAGUCCCACGAGUUCCAGCUGGGGCAUCGCGUGGACGAGGCGCACACCCCCAAAGUCAAGAAGAAGAACAAGCCCUUGAACCUGAAGAUCCACAACAGUGUGGGCAGCUGUGAGAACAUCCCCGCCCAGCGCUCCCCGCUCCUCUCCGAGCGCUCCCUGCGCUCCUUCUUCGUGGGGUACCCACCUUUCCUCCCCUCCACCCCUCCUGUCCACACUGAAGCCACCUUCUCAGCAAAUACGCUGUCAGUGCCUCGCUGGUCUCCACAGAUUCCCCGUCGAGAUCUGGGAAACUCAAUAAAACACAGGUUUUCCACCAAGUAUUGGAUGUCUCAGACCUGCACUGUCUGUGGGAAAGGAAUGUUGUUUGGCUUAAAGUGCAAAAACUGCAAGCUCAAGUGCCACAACAAAUGCACCAAAGAGGCCCCUCCAUGUCACCUGCUGAUCAUCCACCGUGGAGAUCCAGCAAGGUUAGUCCGGACAGAGUCAGUGCCCUGCGAUAUCAACAACCCCCUGAGGAAACCCCCCAGGUAUUCGGACCUGCACGUCAGCCAGACGCUUCCCAAAACCAACAAACUCAACAAGGACCACAUCCCGGUGCCCUACCAGCCAGAUUCCAGCAGCAACCCUUCCUCCACCACCUCCUCCCCCCCUUCCUCGCCGGCCCAGCCUGCCACCCCCCCGUCCCCCCUGCACCCCUCCCCGCAGUGCCCGCGCCAGCAGAAGCAGUUCAACUUGCCAGCUUCCCACUACUACAAGUACAAGCAGCAGUUCAUUUUCCCAGACGUGGUGCCUGAGACGCCGACCCGAGCCCCGCAGGUGGUCCUCCACCCUGUCAACUCCAACACCAUCCUGGGAGGAAACCCCUUGCUUCAAAUUGAAGUGGAGCCCACCUCGGAGAACGAGGAAGGCGCCGAGGAGGCUCAGGAGUCCGAGGACGACUUCGAAGAGAUGAACCUCUCGCUCCUCUCCGCCCGCAACUUCCCCCGCAAGGCCAGCCAGACCAGCAUCUUCCUCCAGGAGUGGGACAUCCCCUUCGAGCAGCUGGAGAUCGGUGAGCUCAUCGGCAAGGGGCGCUUCGGGCAGGUCUUCCACGGGCGCUGGCACGGGGAGGUGGCCAUCCGCCUCAUCGACAUUGAGCGGGACAAUGAGGACCAGCUGAAGGCCUUCAAGAGGGAGGUGAUGGCCUAUCGACAGACCCGCCACGAGAACGUGGUGCUCUUCAUGGGAGCCUGCAUGAGCCCUCCCCACCUCGCCAUCAUCACCAGCCUGUGUAAAGGACGGACUCUCUACUCGGUGGUGAGAGAUGCCAAAAUCGUCCUGGAUGUCAACAAGACGAGGCAGAUAGCUCAAGAAAUUGUGAAGGGAAUGGGCUACCUGCAUGCCAAGGGGAUCCUUCACAAGGACCUCAAGUCAAAAAAUGUUUUCUAUGACAACGGGAAGGUGGUGAUCACAGACUUUGGCCUCUUCAGCAUCUCGGGAGUUCUCCAAGCUGGCAG
Merops nubicus (carmine bee-eater) is the source of this 1748-nucleotide messenger RNA. It is a transcript of the gene KSR2, whose product is annotated as kinase suppressor of ras 2. The annotation marks the transcript as partial. The record is from RefSeq and is a predicted model, not a curated record. Gene Ontology annotation, biological process: protein phosphorylation. NCBI's taxonomy places the organism in Eukaryota, Metazoa, Chordata, Aves, Coraciiformes, Meropidae. Gene Ontology annotation, molecular function: protein kinase activity; ATP binding. The transcript has 14 exons.